This is a messenger RNA of Leguminivora glycinivorella, 2345 nucleotides long. RefSeq names its product ATP-dependent RNA helicase dbp10. Lineage: Eukaryota; Metazoa; Arthropoda; Insecta; Lepidoptera; Tortricidae. The record is from RefSeq and is a predicted model, not a curated record. Gene Ontology annotation, cellular component: nucleus. Gene Ontology annotation, molecular function: RNA helicase activity; ATP binding; RNA binding. The transcript is spliced from 14 exons.
AUUAUCAGACGAAAACAGUCACACGUGUGUUUAUAGUUAUACUGAACAAUUUUCAGAAAAAAAUGUGACAAAAUAGUGUUGAUAUUUAUUAAACAUCAAAAAUGCUGAAGCCUAAAGAAAAUCCUAAUGAAUUGCCGGGUUUCGAAGUACCAACAGAUGAAACGGCACCUGAGAAUGAAUCGCAAAGCAAUAAAAAGAAAAAGAAGGGGUCUGGAGGUUUCCAGUCGAUGGGGCUGAGUUUUCCAGUCCUCAAAGGCAUUACCAAGCGAGGUUAUAAGCAGCCCACGCCUAUACAGCGCAAGACAAUUCCCCUAGCUUUAGAAAACAAAGAUGUGGUGGCCAUGGCCCGGACGGGAUCCGGCAAGACUGCAUGCUUCGUGUUGCCGAUUCUGGACAAGCUCUUGGCACCAACCAACAAGCCCAUGCCUGGAAAGAACUUCAGAGCCCUCAUUCUGUCACCUACCAGGGAGUUAGCUUUACAGACACUGAAAUUUGUCCGAGAACUGGGCAAAUUCACAGGCCUAUCUUCAGCUGCUAUUCUUGGUGGAGAAUCAAUUGAACAGCAAUUCAGCGUGAUGUCAGGAAAGGCCCCGGAUAUUGUGGUGGCCACUCCCGGAAGAUUCCUUCACAUUUGUAUAGAAAUGAACCUGAAAUUAGACAACAUAAAAGUAAUAGUGUUUGACGAAGCAGACAGGCUGUUUGAGCUGGGCUUUGGCGAGCAACUGCGGGAGAUCGUAGCUCGCCUACCUUCUGGCCGGCAAACACUGCUGUUCUCAGCCACGCUGCCUAAGAUGCUAGUAGAGUUCGCCCGUGCAGGCUUAUCCGACCCGGUGCUAAUCCGUCUGGACGUGGACUGGAAGUUGCCAUCGACUCUAUGGCUGGGCUGGAUCUACGUGCGAGCUGAACUGAAAACGGCGGCGUUGCUACUGCUACUCGAACGAGUGCUGACAGAUACUACCCCACAGGCUGUCGUCUUUGCCGCUACCAAGCAUCAUGUAGAGUAUCUUCACAUGAUCCUCCAGAAAGCCGGUAUCUCCUCAACAUACGCGUACUCUGGCCUGGACCCGUCAGCGCGUAAGAUCGCUCUCGGCCGUUUCACCAACAACAGAUGUUCCGUGCUCAUAGUAACGGACGUAGCGGCGAGAGGGUUGGAUCUGCCGGCGUUGGACACAGUCAUCAAUUACAACUUUCCCGCUAAGCCUAAGCUAUUCGUCCACAGAGUAGGUCGCAGUGCUCGCGCCGGUCGCGCGGGUCGAGCGUGGUCGCUGGUGUCGGCGGGCGACGUGGCACACCUGCUAGACUUGCAGCUGUUCCUCGGCGCUGACCUCAAGUGUCCCUCGCAGGUAUACCAUCGAUUUAAACUUCCCUAGAUACACUAUCGCCUACAAAUUCGACACUCAAAGGCGGUAGCAUGGAUGAAAACUUAUUCAAUUAUCUAGGAAGACGCAGCCCGCGUCAUGGGUCGCGGCUGGCAGCAGUACAUCAAGUGGCGAGAGCCUGCCUCCGCCGACGCUAACAAGCGAGCCAAGGCCACCACGCCUCCCACUCUCACACACCCGGCUUUGCUGGACGAGGGACAGAGAGCCGUGCUCGAUCUGGCUGCGCAGAUCAAGAACUACACCCCUAAAGGAACUAUCCUCGAAUUGGGCGUGAAACAUGACUCUCCAAUGAACGUAGCCAUGAAAACCAUGAAAAAGAAACACGGUAAACUGGUGCAGCGGGUCCGGGAAAACAAGAAACUGCAGGCCGAAGGAAUAUUGAGCACAGAGGGGAAACCAAAGAAGGAAGUGGUGCGAGACGAGAAUUACAUACCGCACCAAGCCAGCGACCAGAUCACCGAAGUUGGCAUGGCCGUGAACUUCAACGCGGGCGCGGCGGCGGCCGAGCUGGACAUGGGCGCCGACAGCGGCGAGGCGGCGCGCGCGCACCACAACCAGAUGCGCUGGGACCGCAAGCGCAAGAAGAUGGUGCACGCCGAUCCGGAUGGCGGACGCAAAAUGAUCCGGACUGAAAGCGGCGGGCGAGUACCGGCGUCCUUCCGCAGCGGGCGCUACGACGAGUGGCGGAAACGAAACGCGCAGGACCAGGACGAUGAUGAGGAGGAUACUAACGCUAAUAGAAAGCGGCCUGUGUCGGAAUUCCGUCCCCACUGGGUGAAGCACAACGAGGCGAUCGCCAAGAAGAAGGACACGGCCUCGUCCAAGGAGUUCCGCGACAAGGGCCAGAUCGUCAAGGAGCGCAUCCGCAAGGAGAAGAUCAAGCAGAAACUCAAACACAAGCUCGGCAAGAAGGGCAAGAGCAAGGGCAGGAAGAGGAAAUGACCAAUAUAAUUAUAUUUAAAAGUG